Molecule: messenger RNA, 2851 nt
Organism: Xiphophorus hellerii (green swordtail)
Lineage: Eukaryota; Metazoa; Chordata; Actinopteri; Cyprinodontiformes; Poeciliidae
Gene: peds1a
Product: transmembrane protein 189
Exons: 6
Coding region: 303-1154 (283 amino acids)
Molecular function (GO): oxidoreductase activity
Source: RefSeq, a predicted model, not a curated record
AUUUUUGUUUAAACGCUUCAUUCCUUCACAUGAAGGAGCUUUUUAAAGUAUUUCAGUUUUCCGGUUAAACAUUAAAGCAGCGGUUGGUGGUUGGUUAAAAGUAGGUCUGUGUGUCAGCGGAGCGUUUCCGGGUUCUGCUGCCGAGUUGCCAUCACCUGCUCCAGCCUCCUUCCUCCUGCUAAGUCAGCGUCAAGCGGCUCCGGAGGCCCGGACACGGAACCGAACCAGCAGCCGAUAAGCUGGCCCGGUCCAUGUCUGCUCGCUGAAAGCCUAAACCAGAGGAGGGACAGCGGGCAGCGGCGAUGGCGGCGUCGCUUCUCUCCGAGACCGACAUCAGGCACCGGUCCAUGGCGGAGGAGGAUCCGAACGGGAACGAGCAUGGUGCGGCUGCCCGCAGCGCGGCGCCUCGCUGGGGGCCGCAGCACGCCGGGGCCCGGCAGCUGGCUCGGCUCUACUCCCCAGGUAAACGAUUUCAGGAGUGGGUUUGUGUGAUUCUGUGCCUGUUCCUCUUCAUCAUCAACUUCUUCUUCCUCCUCCUGCACUUCUCCACCGUUCACAUCUACAAGAUCAUCCUCGGCAUUGUUUUGGGAAUAGUGACGGCAGAUUUUGCCUCGGGGAUUGUCCAUUGGGGAGCCGACACCUGGGGAUCCGUGGAUAUUCCUGUUGUUGGGAAGGCUUUCAUUCGGCCGUUCAGGGAGCACCACAUCGACCCGACCGCCAUCACUCGGCACGACUUUAUCGAAACCAACGGCGACAACUGCACGAUCCCCAUCCUGCCGCUCGCCCACAUGGCCUACAGGUUCCUCACAUGCACACCAGAGGCUUUGGCGGCGUCCUACCCCUGGGACUGCUACUUGUUCGCCUUGGCGGUUUUUGUGACGCUGACCAACCAGAUCCAUAAGUGGAGCCACUCCUACUUCGGCCUCCCGCGCUGGGUCACUCUGCUGCAGGACUGGCACCUGGUGUUGCCACGGAAACACCACCGGAUCCACCAUGUUUCACCGCAUGAAACGUACUACUGCAUCACCACAGGAUGGUGCAACUAUCCACUGGACCAGCUGGGCUUUUGGAGACGGAUGGAGUGGCUGAUUGAACACCUGACUGGCCAGAGACCGCGAUCCGACGACAUGGCGUGGGCCAAGAAGACCGACUGACGGACAAACCCAGUGAAACCAGUAACAGGGGAGAAUCAGGCGUGUAAAUGCAAAUAUGCAGAUGUAGAAAUGAUGGACAGAUGUUUAGAAACAGAGACAAACUUUUUUUUCUGGUAUCGCUGCGCUUCUCGCUUUUUUUCUGCUUCAGAACAAACGAUGUGUUCAGAGGAAGAAAGUCUUUGUUGUUGGUGUAAAAGCUUUUUGGAUGUUCUGCAUCCAUCGGUUUGUCUUUAGACUCCUGAGGUGUUUGUUUAGUCGUGGUUCAGGUUUCUGGAGGUUGGGCUCUCCAGAAGAGACGCUGAGCUGUUUGGGACCAGCAGCUCUUCACACCAACACAUAACGAAGGGAAACAUUUGGUUACCAUCUUUAUUUUAGGUUUCUUUCUUGGUUUAUUGGGUGAUUUUUUUAGCAGAAAAAAAAUUCUUGUGAUGUUUAGCAGAAAAAUCUGCUAAUUUUAUGAUGUUUCCAUCUAAUAUUUUGGGAUCUAUAUUAACUUACAAGAUUUAACGUAUAUUUACUGAGUUGAACACUUGAUCUUCAUGAACAACCAAAAAUCCUAAUAACUCCAGUUGGAUGUUAUGAUUUGUAUUCAGAUGUUUGUUAGAUUAGACCAGACUUAGACUUUAACUUUUAAGAUUUUAGAUGAAUUCAUUCUUUGCUAGAAACAAACCACAUUGGGAUCCAGAGGAGCAAUCAACUAUAAAUAUCCAUCCAACUCACAUAAAAUGGGUAAAAAUUACAAACAUAAGAUCCUAAUGUUGGUUCAUCACUUCAUUCAUUAACUUAAUCAUCAAUCCCUCAACCUCACCCGAAUUGACCAACCAAAUAGACCACCCAUCCAACCAAAUGAACCCCAACUUAAAUCUGUUAACAAAUCAACCAACCACACCCAACGUGAGCACCUAGACCCAACUGAAUCAGCCACUCAACAACCCAAAUUAACCAAUGCAACCCAAAUUGAAUAACCAACCCCACCCAAUUCAACCACCCAAUGAAGCAACCCCACCCAAAUCCCCAACCAAAUAGACCACCCAUCCAACCAAACCAACCCCCACUUAAAUCUAUUAAGAAAUCAACCAACCAACCAACCAACUCCACCCCAACCAGCCCAAUCCAAAUAGACCAACCCAACGUAAAUCUAUUAACCAACCAAAUCGACAAACCAACAAGCCCUACCCAAACAGAUGAUCCAUCCAACCCCAGCCAAAAUCAACCAACUCCACCUUAAUCUAAAUAACCAACCUCACCCAAAUAAACAAACCAACCAGUUCCACUCAAAUCAACCACCCAACUACCUUAAACCAAAUAGACCAGCCCCACUUAAAUAUGUUAACCAACCAACCCCAAAUCAGCAAACCAACCAACACCACCCAAACAGAUUCCACGACAAACCCCACCGAAAUUGUCAACCAAAUCCUAAAUUUCAAGGACAAAAUGAAACCAAAUCAAGUUACCAUUGUUGCAGGUGCUUGUAAUGACAGACGCAACUCACUAGGUGGCACUCUUGGCAAAGAGGGUAGCAUAUUUUCACAUUUAUCAGUAAUGUAAUGUCUAUCUUUUCAUAUACUGACAUAUAAGCUUACAGAUGUGUCUACAUUUAGGUAGAUCCAUCAAAAUGUGCAGCAUUUUAUUUAAUAUGAUGUCGGCAGUGAUGGUAUAGUACAGUAUGUACAUUUUCCAAAUAAAGGCAAAAAAAA